AUGUCAGCGGCAAAACCUUUUUUAAACCCAAACAAGUCGUUACCUUCUCCAUUAACGCUCUAUCGACAAAUUUUACGCACGCAUCGCCAUCUACCAGCCGCACAUCGAGCUUUAGGAGAUGCAUAUGUGAAAGCGGAAUUCAAAAGACACAAGGACAUUGAUAACCCGGUGCAUAUUGUGGGAUUUAUUGGACAAUGGCAAGUUUAUUUAGAGGACUUGAAGGAACAAGUGUGUGGGCAAAAAAAGGAUAAAAUAGAUAGGAUAAUACCUAAAAUAGGGAAAAAAUUAGAUUCGGAUAGUCUGGAGAAAUUUAAUGAACAACAAAUUGGACAAUUGUACGAAUUAAUGAACGAAGCAAAGAACAUUGGUGUGCAAAGUAAUGAUGAUACCAGUCAAAAGACUAGCAUUUGA
Messenger RNA from Ambispora leptoticha, 411 nucleotides. NCBI's taxonomy places the organism in Eukaryota, Fungi, Glomeromycota, Glomeromycetes, Archaeosporales, Ambisporaceae. The record is from the annotation of a GenBank genome assembly.